Messenger RNA from Salmo salar (Atlantic salmon), 3254 nucleotides. NCBI's taxonomy places the organism in Eukaryota, Metazoa, Chordata, Actinopteri, Salmoniformes, Salmonidae. The record is from RefSeq and is a predicted model, not a curated record.
CUCUCUCCUAUCCCGUCUUCCUCUUGGUAAAACAGAAUCAAUCUUGAAAAGAGAAUUCCAUCUCUCCAUCUCUUCCCCCUCUUCACCCUGUGUGGGUUAACUUACCGGAUACAUAGCAGUCCACUCCUCCUCUGUCUUCUCUCGUUCUUCGAAAGCUUCAAUCUCAUCCCUUGUUAUUUGCUAUUUUUAUGUAGGCAGCUCUUUUUCCCAGCUCUUCCUCCCUGCCACCACUUGCCUUUCUCUCUUUCCUUCACUUUUUCUUUUUUGUCGUGACCAGCGACAGGUUCAGAGCGAUAGCAGGCUGCCUAUCAAAGGAGGAGAGAUAAAGAGAGGGGGAGAGGAAGAGGAGAAGCCUGCUCUUUGAUCAAGUCUGUCAGCCCAAACAACCACAAAUACAGGCAGCAUGUCUACUCCCGUGUCCCCGUCCCCCUCCCUCUCCCCCCUGACCCUGGCUUCCCCCGUGGCCACUCCCUCUCCCCUGCCCUCCCCCCUUUCCCCCCCUCCCAGGGUGCCAGUGUUCCAGAGGAAGGGGGCGCUGAAACACAAGAGGAUCAUCGAGGUCAAGGACCACCAGUUCACCGCUCGCUUCUUCAAACAGCCCACCUUCUGCAGCCACUGCACUGACUUCAUCUGGGGAAUUGGAAAGCAGGGAUUUCAAUGUCAAGUGUGCAGUUUCUCUGUCCACAAGCGAUGUCACGAGUAUGUAACGUUCACCUGUCCUGGAGCCCCCACUGCUCCUACAGAAGACUUGAAGAGUAAACACAGAUUUAGACCUCAGACCUACACUUCUCCAACGUUCUGUGAUCACUGUGGUUCUCUGCUCUAUGGCCUUAUCCAACAGGGCAUGAAAUGCUCCUGUUGUGAGAUGAAUGUCCACAAGCGUUGUGAGAGCCUGGUGCCCAGCCUGUGUGGUCAAGAUCAUACAGAGAAGAGAGGCAGGAUCCAUCUGACCGUCCGGGGAGAGAACGAGGACAUCUUCAUCACAGUGCGGGAGGCUCGUAACCUGAUCCCGAUGGACCCCAACGGUCUGUCUGACCCCUACGUGAAGCUCAAGCUAAUCCCUGACCCCAAGAGCCAGAGCAAACAGAAGACCAAGACUAUCCGCUCCACACUCAACCCCGUCUGGAACGAGAGCUUCACCUUCUCGGUGCGUGGGCGGCAGUGGGACCGUCGUCUGUCGGUGGAGGUGUGGGAUUGGGAUCGUACGUCUCGGAAUGACUUCAUGGGAUCGCUGUCGUUCGGAGUGAGCGAGAUAUUCCGUCACUCAGUCAGCGGCUGGUUCAAACUGCUGGAUCAGGAUGAGGGAGAGUACUACAACAUGCCUGUCCCUGACGAAAAUGAGCCUAGUGGUCUAGAUGCUAUUCCCCCCUCCCUUCUCCCCCCCUCCCUGAGGCCUACCCCUGUGUCUGUGUCUGUCCCUGUCCCGGUGUCUGUCCUGUCCCCCUCAGCCCCGUCAGUCCCCUGUCUGGCCAACCUACCUGCAGGACCGGUCAAGCCCAGGGUUUGCCUCCAGGACUUCAACUUCCUCAUGGUGCUAGGAAAAGGCAGCUUCGGAAAGGUACUGCUGGCUGAGGAGAGAGGGAGUGAGCGGCUGUUUGCGGUGAAGGUGUUGAAGAAGGAUGUGCUGUUCCAGGACGAGGACACAGAGAGUGCCAUGGUGGAGAGGAGGGUUCUGGGACUGGCCAACCGCCCCCACUUCCUCACAGCACUCUACUCAGCCUUCCAGACAGAGGACCGUCUCUACUAUGUGAUGGAGUAUGUCAACGGAGGAGACCUCAUGUUUCACAUCCAGAUAGUUGGCAAGUUCAAAGAGCCUCACGCAGCGUUCUAUGCAGCAGAGAUAGCCAUAGGCCUCUUCUUCCUCCAUACUAAAGGAAUCAUCUACAGGGAUCUGAAGCUGGAUAAUGUGUUGCUGGACAGUGAGGGUCAUAUAAAGAUAGCUGAUUUUGGGAUGUGUAGGGAGGGCAUGUUUGAAGGUGACACUACACGUACCUUCUGUGGGACCCCAGACUACAUCGCACCAGAGAUUGUAGCCUACCAGUCCUAUGGUAAGGCUGUUGACUGGUGGUCGUAUGGGGUGCUGCUCUAUGAGAUGUUGGCUGGACAGCCUCCCUUUGAUGGUAUUGAUGAGGAGGAGUUGUUUCAGUCCAUCAUGGAGCAGAGUGUCACCUAUCCCAAGAGUCUGUCCCGUGAGGCCGUCACCAUCUGCAAGGGGCUCCUGACCAAGCACCCAGCGAAGCGACUGGGCGGAGGGGAGGAGGGGGAGAAAGAGAUACGGGAGCAUCCCUUCUUCCGUUGGAUGGACUGGGACCGACUGGAGAGAAUGGAGAUACAACCUCCCUUCAAACCCAGAACUGGUGGGAAGAAAGGGGAGAACUUUGACAAGUUCUUCACGGCGGCUCCGUCCGUGCUGACACCCUCUGACCCUGACGUUCUGGCGGCCAUUGACCAGGAAGACUUCCUGGGCUUCUCCUUCAUUAACCCUGAGCUCGCCCCCCCGACCCUCACUGCCAUCUGAGGGGGGGCAGCUCUGUCUCUCUCCACCCACACUUUUUUGAAGGGCACAACUCUGUUUCGCUCUACUCCCCUCUCUUCGGAGGGGGCAGCUCUCUGUAUUUGUAUCCUGUUCUCUUGGUCUGAAGGGAGCAGCUCUGUCUCUCUCUAUCCCCUCUCUGUCUGAGGGGGAGGGAGAGCUCCUCCCACAUUCCCCUCACAGCCUAACAGUCAUUUUCUAAAGAAAAUAAGUUCAAAACAGAGAAUAGCACACAAUUUAAACACAAACAAUCAGUAUACACAACCUACAGAUAACUCUCCGUCUCUGCUAUACUCUAGAGCCUGGGUUCGUGGCUUAUUUUUCAGAGGGAAAUCUGGGUGAUACAGGGAUGAAUGGCAGAUUAGCGGUAAAAGUCAAAUAACACAUUUAGUUGAUGCAAUGCAUACAAAACAACAUUACUUUUAUUUAAAGUUGAUGCAGUUAUUAGCAAAAAGAUACUGUAAGAUGACACUGAAUUUGACUCUUAAAUCUAUAGUGAUUUUAAGGUAAAUGUAUUUUAUGACAUGGUAUCAUGCUAUUGUAGUAUCAAUAUCAGAUGUAUUACAUAGAAAUACAGUUAGAGCUGUCUAUAUGCCAAAUGUAUAAUCUAUUACUUAUGAAAUGAAUUAGCUCUGAUAUUAUGUAAAGCAGUAUUUCUUGUGUUAUGUAAUGUCAUAUUGUGUUCUACUACAUUGUUCUAUUAUACUAUUACCAAAAACUG